Molecule: messenger RNA, 1357 nt
Organism: Acinonyx jubatus (cheetah)
Lineage: Eukaryota; Metazoa; Chordata; Mammalia; Carnivora; Felidae
Gene: STARD10
Product: StAR related lipid transfer domain containing 10
Exons: 7
Coding region: 310-1185 (291 amino acids)
Molecular function (GO): lipid binding
Source: RefSeq, a predicted model, not a curated record
CGAGCCUCUGAGCCUAGCCCGGAGGGAGGGAGAAAGGGAGGGGGCGCGCGGGGCGGGGGGGGGCACGGGGCGGGGCAGGGCGGUGGGACCCACUGCUCCUCCCCCCGGAGCCCCCGCGCGGCCCCGGUCGCCCGGGCAGCAGCGGCGGCGGCUGAGGCGCUCGCACCCCGGGCCCUAGCGGGCCCCCGCGGAGCAGCGGGCACAGGUCCCAGGAAGGUGGCGUCAGCAUCUGCAGCCGCGUCGACGUUGUCGGAGCUUCCGCGGAGGACCCAGGAGAGCGGGACUAGGACCAGGGCGCUGGGCCUCCCCAUGGAGAAGUCCGCUGCCUCAACAGAGCCCCAAGGGCCUCGGCCAGUCCUGGGCCGCGAUAGUGUCCAGGUGCCCGACGACCAGGACUUCCGCAGUUUCCGGUCAGAGUGUGAGGCCGAGGAGGGCUGGAAUCUGACCUACAGCAAGGCCGGCGUGUCUGUGUGGGUGCAGGCUGUGGAGAUGGAUCGGACCCUGCACAAGAUCAAGUGCCGGAUGGAGUGCCGCGAUGUGCCAGCUGAGACACUCUAUGACGUCCUACACGACAUUGAAUACCGAAAGAAGUGGGACAGCAACGUCAUUGAGACUUUCGACAUUGCCCGCUUAACAGUCAAUGCUGACGUGGGCUAUUACUCUUGGAGGUGUCCAAAGCCCCUGAAGAACCGUGAUGUCAUCACCCUCCGCUCCUGGCUCCCCAUGGGCACUGAUUACAUCAUUAUGAAUUACUCAGUCAAACAUCCUAAAUACCCACCUCGGAAAGACUUGGUCCGAGCUGUGUCCAUCCAGACGGGCUACCUCAUCCAGAGCACGGGGCCCAAGAGCUGCGUCAUCACCUACCUGGCCCAGGUGGACCCCAAAGGCUCCUUACCCAAGUGGGUAGUGAAUAAAUCUUCUCAGUUCCUGGCUCCCAAGGCCAUGAAGAAGAUGUACAAGGCGUGCGUCAAGUACCCAGAGUGGAAGCAGAAACAUCAGCCGCACUUCAAGCCGUGGCUACACCCGGAGCAGAGCCCGUUGCCGAGCCUGGCGCUGUCGGAGCUCUCCGUGCAGCACGCGGACUCGCUGGAGAACAUCGAUGAGAGCGCGGUGACGGAGAGCCGGGAGGAGCGCACGGGCGGCGCGGGCGGUGAGGGCAGCGACGACGACACCUCGCUCACCUGAUUGUGGCACCACCGCAGGGACCUAGACAAGAUGGAGUGGGGUCAGGGGUGGCGGAUCCUCCCGCUUUCUCCCCUCCCCCACCGCCUGCGCCUCCUAGGGACGCUGGGCUGGGGCCCAGGCUGGCGCUGCGGCCCCACUGGACACAGCCCCAAUAAACGAUACCACAGCCUCA